AUGGAAAGUACUGAUUCGUCGACGGGUUCGCAACAGCCGAAUCUCCCGCCGGGGUUUCGAUUUCAUCCUACUGAUGAAGAGCUUGUUGUUCAUUAUCUCAAGAAAAAAGCAGCUUCUGCUCCUCUGCCUGUAGCCAUCAUAGCUGAAGUUGAUCUCUACAAAUUUGAUCCAUGGGAACUACCAGCUAAGGCAACGUUUGGGGAGCAAGAGUGGUAUUUCUUUAGUCCAAGGGAUAGGAAGUAUCCUAAUGGAGCGAGGCCAAACAGGGCAGCAACAUCGGGUUAUUGGAAGGCAACGGGUACUGAUAAGCCGGUAUUGACUUCAAAUGGAACACAAAAAGUUGGUGUGAAGAAAGCUUUGGUUUUCUAUGGUGGAAAACCUCCAAGAGGAAUCAAAACCAAUUGGAUCAUGCAUGAGUAUAGGCUUGCUGAUAAUAAGCCUAAUAAUAGGCCUCCUGGUUGUGACUUGGGCAACAAGAAAAACUCUCUUAGGCUUGAUGAUUGGGUUUUGUGUCGGAUCUACAAGAAAAGCAACACACAUCGAUCACCGGUGGAGCACGAUAGGGAAGAUUCAAUGGAAGACAUGAUAGGAGGAGUACAUCCGUCGAUCAACGUGGGUCAAAUGAAUGCGGCGACAAGAUUUCAUCAUUUUUCAAAGAUAUCAUCAAGUAGUUACAACAAUACAUUGUUGGAAACUGAUCAAAAUUUACUAGAAGGAAUGAUGAUGAACAACAACAAUUUAGGAGGUUCAAAUUCAAAGGGAGGAGAGUUAUCUUUUGUACCAAGCAUGACAACAUCUUCAAAUGCAAAUUCACCUUCCAAGAGAACACUCUCUUCUCUUUACAAUUGGAAUGAUCAUGAAGAUGUUGCAGCUCAAGUUGGUACUUCAUCAUCAAACAAAAGGUUCAAUUUAGAAAGUGUUGUGAGAAAUGAUCAUCAAGAAAAUGGUACUUCUUUUGCUUCUCUCCUUAAUAAUCUUCCUCAAACAUCUUCAUUGCAUCAACAACAACAACAACAAACAAUGUUGGGAUCAAUACCAUAUCAAAUUCAAGGCAUGAAUUGGUAUGGUUAA
Messenger RNA from Vicia faba (fava bean), 1071 nucleotides. Lineage: Eukaryota; Viridiplantae; Streptophyta; Magnoliopsida; Fabales; Fabaceae. The record is from the annotation of a GenBank genome assembly.